AAGGUGGCCUCCCAACUCAAAAUGAGAACCAGGCUCGUUCGUGCGACAGUCGCUGACUUUCUGGAAAUACCAGAACGAAAUACCAGAAUGAAAAUACCAGAACGGCGCGCGCGCUCGGGAAGCGGCGCAGGCGCGACUUGGCCACCUCUAGGCGACCCGCAAGGAAGGACCGCCUGCGACCUGAGGAAGAAAGCCCCUUGCGCCGGCCGGACGCUGUCUUCAACCGUGUCCCGCUUCUCCCGGCUCGCAGUCCGGCCGCCUGCAGGGGUCUCUUCCCACAAGGGCCCGGCACGGGCGCCCUCAUGGCCGAGGUGAAGGUGAAGGUGCAGCCGCCCGACGCGGAUCCAGUGGAAAUCGAAAACAGGAUUAUAGAAUUAUGUCACCAGUUCCCUCAUGGAAUCACAGACCAAGUAAUUCAGAAUGAAAUGCCGCAUAUAGAAGCCCAACAGCGGGCAGUGGCCAUCAAUAGACUGUUGUCCAUGGGUCAAUUGGAUCUCUUAAGGAGCAAUACAGGACUUCUGUAUAGAAUAAAGGAUUCUCAGAAUGCUGGUAAAAUGAAAGGAUCAGAUAACCAAGAAAAACUAGUGUAUCAGAUCAUAGAGGAUGCAGGAAAUAAAGGAAUAUGGAGCAGAGAUAUCCGAUACAAAAGCAACUUGCCAUUAACAGAAAUUAACAAAAUUCUAAAGAAUUUGGAAAGUAAAAAGCUUAUCAAAGCCGUUAAGUCUGUGGCAGCCUCAAAAAAGAAGGUGUAUAUGCUCUAUAACCUGCAGCCAGACCGCUCUGUGACAGGUGGGGCCUGGUACAGUGACCAGGAUUUUGAAUCUGAAUUUGUGGAGGUGCUUAACCAACAGUGUUUUAAAUUCCUACAAACCAAGGCAGAAACCGCACGAGAAAGCAAACAGAAUCCAAUGAUACAAAGAAAUAGUUCAUUUGCUUCAUCACAUGAAGUGUGGAAGUAUAUCUGCGAAUUGGGGAUCAGUAAGGUGGAGCUGUCCAUGGAGGACAUAGAGACCAUCUUGAAUACACUCAUUUAUGAUGGGAAAGUAGAGAUGACGAUCAUUGCUGCCAAAGAAGGCACUGUUGGCAGUGUGGACGGACACAUGAAACUCUACCGGGCGGUCAGUCCCAUCAUCCCGCCCACAGGCUUGGUCCGGGCCCCCUGCGGACUCUGCCCAGUUUUUGAUGACUGCCAUGAAGGUGGUGAGAUUUCACCAUCUAACUGUAUUUACAUGACAGAGUGGCUCGAAUUUUAAUAGAGAGCUAUGAACUUUGCUGAUGUUUUGCAAAUGAAGUUACUUCGGGUGCAAAUAAUUUAACUCAUGAUGGAACAUCACACUCCCUUGAAAGCAUUCAAGGUACAGACUUGCUGCUACAGAAAAAUAUAUUUUUUAAUCUAUGAAGACUAAAUUUAUAUUGAUAGUGUAGUCAGCAGGGUAUGAAACAGAUAAUAAGGUUAGUGGAGAAAUCCAUUCUUCAGUAAGUAAAAUACUUAGAACCUCUGGAAGACCACCUGUUGGAACUUUCGAGAUUUCUGAUGAUUCACGGGAAAAGAAGCCAGCAAGUCAGUAUUCACCAAGGACUGUGAUAACGGCUGGAAAUUUAAAAUGCCUGUUUUUUUUUUUUUUUUUUUUUAAAUGCCUGUUUUAAAGGUAUUUAUCAAGGUCUUCAUUGGGAAUUUUUUACAUAUGGCUCAGUGUCACCAUUUCUGUUUUCUCCAUGGUUUCAUUGAGAAGAAACGAAAAGUGGGGAAGGCAGGAAUAGCAGGGGAGGACGCAGACUUGGAGCAUGAGAUGGGAGACAGUAGAGCAUCCCUUUCCACACACUACUGAUGCCUUUUUAUGUCAGAAAUAUUCUUUCCAAGGAUUACAUUGGUGUACUUACCUCAAACCCAAACGGUGACUGUUGUCAAGGACAUGUUUUCAGUGCAUAAAUUCAUUCAUUUGUUCAUUCAUUCAUUGUUCUCAUCCUAAAGGGAAUAUCUUCCCUGGCUCUUUGUUGUUAAAGUCUGUGGCUCAGUUGUAUUAUUUGCUAGAAUUUUCCCCUAGAUUCUUAUUUAACUAAAAUUAAAACUAAAAAUAAUCCAU
This is a messenger RNA of Dama dama (fallow deer), 2084 nucleotides long. It is a transcript of the gene POLR3F, whose product is annotated as RNA polymerase III subunit F. The record is from RefSeq and is a predicted model, not a curated record. Lineage: Eukaryota; Metazoa; Chordata; Mammalia; Artiodactyla; Cervidae. The transcript is spliced from 9 exons. Bases 303 to 1253 code for a protein of 316 amino acids. Gene Ontology annotation, cellular component: RNA polymerase III complex. Gene Ontology annotation, biological process: transcription by RNA polymerase III.